This is a messenger RNA of Cuscuta europaea, 2444 nucleotides long. NCBI's taxonomy places the organism in Eukaryota, Viridiplantae, Streptophyta, Magnoliopsida, Solanales, Convolvulaceae. The record is from the annotation of a GenBank genome assembly.
AGCGUACAAGCCUUCGGCAAUUGAAGACUUCUUCAGGGCCACCAGGAGCGUUCAAGCGUUCGUCCACAAUUAGCAACGGCUGCAAGCAAGUCUGCAACGCCGACCUCUCCAUGGCCCAGGUGACCAGACGACCACCGUCUAGGGACUAGGUCCGCCACCCGCCACCCGCCACCGCAGUACUGCAGCACGCCAGUCGCCCGAACCGCAGUCCGCACCAGCCACCAGUGCAGCAAGUGUCUACCGUCUACGGCCUCUGCUCACUGCCUCUGAAGCUGUGAAGCAGGACUUGCCGUAAGGGUUCUUUAUAAAUUGCAAGGCAGAACGCAUAAACCCUGAAUUCGACAAUGGAGUCAUUGCCGGGGAUUAAAGAGUCAAACUUUAACGAAGUCGGCGAACAAACAUUGCAUGACUUGAAGUUGGUGCCAUGGUUAAACUGGGAAGAGUGGAGUAUCAUUGCAGAUUCCCUUUUCUCUUCUACUCCGCUUUCUGUCUAUUCUGCUCUUCUAAGGAUUUCGACUUGGAGGAACAGAGGGUGCAUUCCGGUAGCCAUUGAUGUUACAGCUUCUAUCAUCGAAAUUCAGCAAAAAGAUCCAUUUUUCAGAGAUAAUGUACCUAAAGGUGCUCAGCUGUCAGAAGAAAUUCUGACUAUGCUAUAUUCUAUGGCAAUAACCAGGUUUGUAAAUGGAGUUAUUGAGAAGAAUCGCAAGAAAAAUGAGAUUUCGAUAGCUGAGGCAGCUGAUGCAAUUGGCAUCCCCCGUAUGGUGAUUGAUGUUCGACAUGAGGGUUCUCAUCGUGAUCUUCCUUCACUUAAAUUGGCUCGCCUUGCCUCAACAAAGGCACUUGAUUGGUUGCAAUCAUACUACUGGAAGCCUCAAAGAGAUGCCAUCAAGAGGGAUCAAACUACCAAAUUUCAAAAAGAAACAAGGGACAAGUUGCAUGAAUUGGCUAAUUGUUUGAAAGAAAAGGAAAAUGGCACAUUAUGCUCUUUUACCAAGAAAAAAAGUCCUAUGAAACCAGUUACCAAGUAUUUGAAGAAUAUUCUUCGGUUGUAUUAUUCGUCCUCUUCGGAAGUGGUAUCGGUGCUUUUGGAAAUGUUGCUUAAUGCAUUAGAUUCUUCACAUUUAGCAGGUCAGCCAGAUUGUGCUGAAACAGUCAAUGGAUCUCUUGGUAUAGAUGCUAUAUUUGAUGAUUGGAAACCUGUUCUUACAAAGUUAUCAAAGAAAGCAUCAGACUUUCUUGUUAUGUUUCUUAGAGGAAUCCUUGAUAAAAUUGAGAUACUUGCAGCCAUGGAGUCUCAAGUUGGUAAUGCAACCGUUUCUCGCCAAAUCCAACGGCUCUCUCUCCUGCUUGAAUCAUUAGCAGUGAAUAUGAAAUCUUCAGAGGAUCUUGUUCUGCAAAAGGCAAAUCUACAUGCCGUUUUAUGCAAAUGUCUUACAUUGUCCUCUCACGGAAACAAGCAUCUGAUGUCUUCAUCUGUUAUUCUUGCAAGCCUGUUAGGAAAUAUCCCUUUGCUUGAUAAGCUGAAAAAGCUCUCUUUGCUGAGUGUGUUUGAAGAGUCAGAUCCACCUACUGUACAAUCCGAAAUCUUCCUCUCGAGGCAAGAAGAGUCUCUUCAUCAGGCUGUCAAGAAGCUUGAAUUGAUUAAGCUCAGGUCAUUGAAGGGUAAAAAGGUAAAUGAGAGUCCGAACCGUGCGGUCGUGGGGAUCCGUCGAUGGGUUGUAGUUGAUUCUUGGAAACCAUGUCCCAUAGGCAUGUUGCCUCAUGAUUUUGGUUUUUCAGGCCGCCUUCCUAUUCUUGAUUGCAUUCAAGUUUCAGAACCAUCAAGCCCAAAUAGUAAUUGCGGAAAGAGGGUGGCAGAUAUUGCUGUCCAAUGUUUAGACAGUUCAGCUCAUAAGAAAACCAGAGAAGCUGAAUCAGAAGACAUGUAUGAAGCAGAUGAGAAUCAGAACAAAAUGUCUUCUUCGGGUAUUAAGGGAUGUUUGAUGAUUGGUGGUGACUGGAAAAAAAUUAGUAGUGAAGAGUUGCUAGCCUUUGCUUCAUCUGUGAGGAUAUUGGUUUAGCCUUUGCGUUCAGAGUUUUUGUGUGUGUUUACUUUUAUCGACUGCCAGCCACUCUGCCACAACCAAAUGGACUUUGACGACCAUGAAUGCCAUUAAAUAUCUGAGUAUAUAGUAUAUUUAUUAUUUAAUGUCAGUAUUGAUUGGUUUUAUAUUACGUGUUUUUUUAUUUUGAUUCUAGGUAAAGAAAAAGUAUUUUUAAUUUGAGUUUUCUCUUACCGCUUUAUAGAACUUCUAAUGGAGUUUUUGAAUAUGUAAAUUUUAUUCCCUAAAAAAUCUAAUUGUGGGCAGGGAUCAUUUAACUUUAUAGUUAAUCAAACAUAGUAAAUUGUGUGGGAACUUGUGUACACUGUAGAGAGUACAUUUUCUAAGAUGAGUUUCUCCAAA